Molecule: messenger RNA, 4405 nt
Organism: Puntigrus tetrazona (Sumatra barb)
Lineage: Eukaryota; Metazoa; Chordata; Actinopteri; Cypriniformes; Cyprinidae
Gene: rapgef4b
Product: Rap guanine nucleotide exchange factor 4b
Exons: 30
Coding region: 468-3485 (1005 amino acids)
Biological process (GO): Ras protein signal transduction; positive regulation of GTPase activity
Cellular component (GO): plasma membrane
Molecular function (GO): guanyl-nucleotide exchange factor activity
Source: RefSeq, a predicted model, not a curated record
ACAGUGUAGAGUCAGCUCCCUGCGUGUCUCUCCUGUCACUGUCAGUGUCUCUCCCCCGGAGAGAAAGACAAGGCGCCUGACAGCGCUUCACAUUUCCCCUCGUCUCGACCGGACUCAGCAUCCGCGGUGACCGCGUGCCCGUCUCCAUGGCGACAGUGCAGCAUCAGCAUCACCGCUGCAAUCCACAAAAUCUGUCAUUUGCCUCCCGCUGACGUUAUUUUCGAAGCACGGCGACCCCAUCAUUUGAUCCGCGCCCGUUCAGAACGUGACCGGUUCUUCGUGCCGGUGUGAGCGGUCACGCUCGUACGCGUUCGUCGUGCGUGAACGUGGUGACGACGAGUCCACGCCGCGGUGAUCCAGUUGACGACAGAGGCGCGGAGGGGGGCGAGCCCUGAUGCUGCUGCGCCCGAGUCGACGAGAUCCGCGAUCCGCGACGCGACGCACGAUUCACACCGGAGGAGCCGAAGAUGGUAGCGGUGCACGCCUCUGCGCACUCCGUGGCCUCCUCAGAGUGGAUCAUCUGCCUGGACAAGAGGCCGGCAGAACGCUCGGGAGAAGAUGUGGAUAUCAUUCUGGCUCGGCUGAAGGGUGUGAAGGCCUUCGAGAGGUUUCACCCCAACCUGCUGCAGCAGAUCUGCAUGUGCGGCUUCUAUGAGUACCUGGAGAAAGGCAUCACCUUGUAUCGGCAGGGUGACAUCGGCACCAGCUGGUACGCGGUUCUGUCUGGAUCUCUGGAUGUGAAAGUGUCUGAGACGGCCAACCAUCAGGAUGCUGUAACAAUCUGUACUUUGGGAGUGGGAACAGCAUUUGGGGAGUCAAUUCUGGAUAACACUCCUCGACAUGCCACGAUUGUCAGCCGAGAGAACAGCGAACUUCUGCGCAUCGAACAGAGGGAGUUCAAAACCCUGUGGGAGAAAUACAGGCAGUGCAUGGCAGGGCUUCUCGCCCCGCCGUAUGGAGUGAUGGACAGUGGAGCUACAAACGAUAGAAUGCCGGACAAAGAGAAUCUCAACAGCGACCCUCUCAAUUUCAUGUCAAAAAACCUGAAUAAGGUCCCGUCAGAGAAGAUUUUGAGGGCAGAAAAGGUCUUACGUAAUGCUAUACUGGCCCGAGCUCCCCACAUGAUCAGAGAUAGAAAAUAUCAUCUGAAAACCUACAGGCAGUGUUGUGUGGGCACGGAGCUGGUCGACUGGCUGCUUCAGCAGAGCUCGUGUGUUCACAGUCGGGCUCACGCUGUGGGAAUGUGGCAGGUGCUGCUGGAGGAAGGGGUCCUGAAUCACGUCGACCAUGAGCUGAACUUUCAAGAUAAGUACCUUUUUUACCGUUUCCUUGAUGACGAGGAGGAGGAUGCAGUGUUGCCCAGCGACGAUGAGAAACGUGAAGCUGAGGAAGAGCUGCAGGAGACCCUCCUCUUCCUCUCCCAGAUGGGCCCUGACGCACACAUGCGAAUGAUCCUCAGGAAACAGCCAGGUCAAAGAACAGCUGAAGACCUGGAGAUUAUUUAUGAUGAGCUGCUGCACAUCAAAGCUCUCUCUCAUCUAUCUAACACUGUGAAGCGAGAGCUCGCCGGUGUCCUCAUCUUUGAGUCGCAUGCCAAAGCAGGCACCGUCUUGUUUAAUCAAGGGGAGGAAGGCACUUCUUGGUAUAUUAUCCAGAAGGGAUCAGUAAAUGUUGUUAUCUAUGGCAAGGGUGUGGUGUGUACGCUGCACGAAGGAGAUGAUUUUGGCAAACUGGCCUUGGUGAACGAUGCCCCCCGAGCUGCUUCCAUCGUACUCAGAGAGGACAACUGCCACUUCCUGAGAGUGGACAAAGAGGACUUCAACCGGAUACUCAGGGAUGUUGAAGCAAACACCGUGCGUCUAAAAGAGCAUGAACUGGAUGUUCUGGUACUGCAGAAGAGUCUCCGGCCCUCCAGCCAUGGAAACGUCCCAGCCCACUUCAAAUACACUGUGAUGUCAGGCAGCCCAGAGAAGAUUCUGGAGCAUCUGCUGGAGACAAUGCGACUGGACAUUCAUUUCUCUGACCCAGAUCCAGCUCUGGAUGAUUUCGUGCUCAUGCACUGCGUCUUCAUGCCCAACAGCCAGCUGUGCCCUGCCCUUCUUGCCCACUAUCACUCUCAGGCCUCUCAGGGUUCAGAACAGGAGCGUCUAGACUACUCUGUUGCCAGCAAGAGACGGGUGCUCAGCUUGGCUCUGCGCUGGGCUGCCCUGCAGGGCCACCAUCUGCUGGAGGAUGACACUGCGCUCAGCUUUCUGGAGGAACUGCACGGGUUUGUAUCCAACGAUGCAAGAGUUUUGCGUCCACUGAAGGAGCUGCUGCCUGAGCUGGAGAGGAUCAUCAAGCAGUACCCGGAUGAUGCACGAACCUCUCAAAAAAAGCAUAAAGUCCUGCUGCGACAGUUCAGCUCCGGAGAGGAGAGGCUUGCAAAAAAGCAGCCAAUAAGGAGCUUUGAUGACAUUCUGCUGAAGGUGUACUGCAGCGAUCAAACUUACACCACUAUUCGUGUUCCUGUGCUGGCCACGGGGAGAGAGGUGACCGCAGCUGUAGCGGAUAAACUGGGAUCCACCGAAGAGCUGCUUUUGAUAAACCUCAGCCCAUCUGGAGAGAAGCAGAUAUUAAAGCCCAAUGAUGUAUCGGUGUUCCAGUCGCUUGGAGUUAACGGACGAUUGUUUGUCUGCUCUAGAGAACUGCUUGAUUCACUGAAUCCUCUUCCAGAGCAGGAAGGUCCCUCCACAGGCUCUAUGUCCAGUUUUGAGCUGAUGAGCUCUAAAGAUCUGGCCUUCCAGAUGACACAGUAUGACUGGGAGCUUUUCAGCUGUGUACACGAGUAUGAGCUGGUGUAUCACACGUUCGGACGGCAGGCAUACAGACGCUCCACAGCCAAUCUGGAGCUGUUUCUGAAGCGCUUUAAUCAGGUGCAGCUGUGGGUGGUCACGGAGGUCUGUCUGUGCGGGACGCUCAGCAAACGGGUACAGCUACUCAAGAAGUUCAUCAAGAUUGCAGCACACUGUAGAGAGUUUAAGAAUCUGAACUCUUUCUUCGCCAUUAUUAUGGGCAUGUGCAACCCAGCCGUCAGCAGACUCAGCCAGACAUGGGAGAAACUGCCUAGUAAAUUCAAGAAGUUCUACGCAGAGUUUGAGAGUUUACUAGAUCCAUCUAGGAAUCACCGUGCAUACCGCCUCACUGUGGCUAAGAUGGAGCCGCCAAUCAUUCCCUUUAUGCCUCUGCUCAUUAAAGACAUGACAUUCACUCAUGAGGGGAAUAAGACUUUUAUUGAUGGACUGGUGAACUUUGAGAAGAUGCGGCUGAUCGCUAACACAGUCCGAGCGGUGAGGCACUGCAGAAGCCAACCGUUCAAUGCUGAGGUGUCUCCGGCUAGCAAGAACCCUCAGGAAGUGAGGAAUUACGUGCGUCAAUUGAAUGUGAUUGACAACCAGAGAACCUUAUCCCAGCUGUCCUUCAGACUGGAGCCGAGGCGGGGCUAAAGACCAAUGCUCAGACUUUUCCCCUUGCUUUUCCCUCUCUCCCUCUCUCUCUUUAAAAUACAACCACUGUAUAUCCAGUUUACAACAGUACAACUCAAUUUGACAUCUGUCAGCUGCUAGAGCAGUUGAAUGCCGACUGUAUGUGCUAUCACUGCCAACCGAACUGAUGUGUACAAGAUGCGAAUGACUGAUCGCGUGCGCGAGUUGCAUGUUAAUGACUUCAGUCAUAAGAGCUACCUUGUGUGUUUGUUUGUGUGUGUGUGUGUGUGUGUGUGUGUGUGUGUGUGUGUGUGUGUGUGUGUGUGUGUGUGUAAACAGAACGCACCUGGUAAAAGUGUUCAUCCUUAGAUUCAGUCAUGUGAGGCCCAAAUUCGUUCCCAUGAUACAACAGUGUAAACCUGCUGCCUGUGCUCAAGCCUGCAUUUCUAAGACCCUACGAAACCUUCAGAACAAUCCUUAAAAUAAGAGCUUAGUACAAGCUACAUAUCAUGCAUACAAAUAACAGUGACACUAUGAUCGUACACCGGCCACAGAAAAUGAAUCACUGGUACUCCGUAAAACCUUCCAGGCCUCAAUGUCUUGUGGUAUGUUGUUUUAAGUCAUAUAAAUGUCAGUAUUCUGGCUCAAGGACUAUUUUUUACCACUGGUUUAAUUGUGUGCUAGUAACUUACCUCUCGCCAUAGCCUGUAGCAUUAUUGAUGUCAUUUUGUACAUUGAGUUAUAUUUGUAUAUUUUUGGGUUGGACCCAUUUUGCUAAGUUAUCAUAAUCGGUCUGAGAAGGCCUUUGUUUGUUCUCAUCCUGCCUUUUGGAAAGUGAGACGCUGUGUGUGUAGGGCACUUAUUUUCUUUUAGGAAAAUGUCUACGCCUACCUUGUAAAUAGUAUACUGUAAUCUAAAUAAAUGUAUCAUUGAACACUUUG